This is a messenger RNA of Drosophila ananassae, 5770 nucleotides long. It is a transcript of the gene Vav, whose product is annotated as protein vav. The coding region runs from base 574 to 3693 and encodes 1039 amino acids. Gene Ontology annotation, biological process: regulation of GTPase activity; cell migration. The transcript has 11 exons. Gene Ontology annotation, cellular component: cytoplasm. Lineage: Eukaryota; Metazoa; Arthropoda; Insecta; Diptera; Drosophilidae. The record is from RefSeq and is a predicted model, not a curated record. Gene Ontology annotation, molecular function: guanyl-nucleotide exchange factor activity; protein binding.
GCAAGUGUGACCAGCCGCCGCAGGCUUUGAGGCGUUAGCUGAGGCGGAUUCGUCAACGAUAUCUGGCAACUCGUGCCACAGCGACCACAAAAAAAAAAAUAUUAAAACAAAGUUAACGCCAGCAGGCGCAGCGUUCGAGCGUUCGAGAAAAGUUCAGUGGCAGUGCAGUGCUUGCGAAAAUCGGUGAACAAUUUGCAAUAACAGCUCUCCACCUCGUACCUGUACCGCUCCACCGCCGUAGCCGUCGAUCCGCUGCGCUCCGCCUAUCCGCUCCCUCCGCCCGAGUCGUUUCUGGGUUUUUGUUUUUGUUUUCUGUGUAUCUGAUACGGCCAACUGAUGAGUCUCAAUUGUUUUCAUUAACGUUGUUCAGCGAAAUUUAUGCGCGCGACGAGUGUCGUUCCCUGAAUUCGGCCGCCCGGAGCUUUCCCCGGAACAAGCGCUAACAAACACGCCCUCUGCUGUCUACCACCCACCAUCCCCGCCCAACUCCGCCCAGUCCCCGUCCCCCCCUAGAUUCCCAGGUCCAUCCCCCACCCCAACAAUACCACCCACCACCCACCACCCCUCGACCAAAUGUCGAACGGCAGCUUCGGAGGAGGUGCCACUGCCGCUGUGGCCACCAGUGGUGCGGCAUCACCACCAGCUGGCGGAGGUGCACUAGGAGUGGGAGUUGGAGCCAUCCCUGGAGGGCCAAUGAUUCCGGGUGGCGUCAACGCGGACCUGUGGCGCGAAUGCGUCGCCUGGCUGGUGCGGUGCAAGGUCAUUCCGCCCGACCACAAGGCCGCCCAGGCUGACGCCGAGAUCCGCAUCCUGGCCAUGACCCUGCGGGACGGCGUUCUGCUCUGCAACCUGGUCAUCCAUCUGGAUCCCAGUAGCAUGGAUCCGCGCGAGUUCAAUCGCAAGCCUCAAAUGGCUCAGUUCCUGUGCAGCAAGAACAUCAAACUGUUCCUGGACGUGUGCCACAAUAACUUUGGGAUCCGGGACGCCGAUCUCUUCGAGCCAACGAUGCUCUACGACCUCACCAACUUCCAUCGCGUGCUCAUCACGUUGGCCAAGCUGUCGCAGUGCCGCAAGGUCCAACAGAUGCAUCCCGAACUGAUUGGCUUUAACCUGCAACUGUCGCCUAGCGAGCGAUCCCACUCGGACGAGGCCAUCUACAAGGAUCUGCAUUCCACGGAGCUAAAUAUGCGCAAGACGAGCAGCAUCGAUGCCGCAUCCGGUUCGUCGUCGGCGGAAUACUACGAUCGCACCUCGCACAGCGGCUCCCUGUCCGUGGAGGAUGAGAACAGUGACAUUACCAUUGAGAACGGCACCGAGGACAUUGAGGACUUCCUCGAGGACUCGCUAUCGAACAUGUGCGACUCGGCGAUCGAGAAUGAUGGGGAGUUGAUAACUGUGGGAGGUACAGGAGCUGGAGCUGGUGGAGUGACGCCUCGGAAUAUCCAAGAUGGCAAUUUGCGGGAUCUCUCCUUUGAUCUCAGCCUGGACGUGAUGGGUGCGAACUCGUCCAAUGCCGUGACUCCCACUCCGGAAUCCUGUGCCCAGCGAACCGAAGGCUCCUUGAGGGCCGCCACUGGCCCAGCUGCUGCGGCUGCUUCUACGGCUCCGUCACUCCCCCGGCAUGUCAUUAGUUCCUCCUCCACUGCGUCGCUGUUCGUCAGCGAGAGCCAGAGGCUCCAGCGGGCCGCCGCUGCCGUCUACAACUACCGAUCCUCGAUGGCGUCCGCGGAGCACGAGUACGCCUACAUCUACAGCGAGGACGAUGAGAAGGUCUACGAGGAUCUCUGCUAUGUCACCUUCCAGGCGAAGGCCAAACCCGAGGUUACAACCGACAAUAUUGCAUGCAAUGGAACUGGUUAUGACCACACCAAUACAAAAGAAGAGGAAGUCUACCAAGAUCUGUGUGCCCUGCACAGGACGAGUAGAAGCCAGACUGCUUCCACAACAAGCUUCGAGCAGAGGGACUAUGUCAUUCGGGAGCUAAUCGACACGGAAUCCAAUUACCUGGACGUGCUGAACGCCCUAAAGACCAAGUUCAUGCUGCCCCUGGAGCGGCACCUCAACCAGGAUGAGCUGAAGGCUAUCUUUCCACGAAUAAGGGAACUGGCUGAUAUCCACACCAAUUUCCUGCACAAGCUUCGCGAGUCCCUCACACCAAAUGCCAAGAUAAAGAUGGCCCAGGUCUUUAUGGAGUUCCGAGAACCCUUCCUAAUCUACGGCGAGUACUGCUCCUGCCUGCUGGGGGCCAUCGACAACCUCGCGGAUGUGUGCAAGAAGAACCAGAUUAUCGACCAGCUGGUCCAGAAAUGCGAACGCGACUACAACGUGGGCAAGCUCCAGCUGCGGGACAUUCUCUCCGUUCCCAUGCAGCGCAUCCUCAAGUACCACUUGCUCCUCGACAAGCUGGUGAAGGAGACGUCGCCGGGACACGAGGACUACCGGUCGUUGGAGCGCGCCAAGGAUGCCAUGAUCGAUGUCUCCCAAUAUAUCAACGAGGUUAAGCGCGAUUCUGACCACUUGGUGAUCAUACAGAAGGUCAAAGACAGCAUUUUCGACUUGCACCAGCUCCAGAACGGAGCCGGCAGCGAUCUCUUGCAAUAUGGACGCCUGCUCUUGGAUGGAGAGCUUCACAUGAAGGCCCACGAGGAUCAGAAGACGAAGCUGCGCUACGCAUUUGUGUUCGACAAGAUCCUGAUCAUGGUCAAGGCGCUGCACAUCAGGACGGGCGACAUGCAAUACACCUACAAGGACUCGCACAACCUGGCGGACUAUCGCGUGGAGCAGAGCCAUUCGAGGCGCACCCUCGGCCGGGACACACGCUUCAAGUAUCAGCUACUGUUGGCCCGCAAGUCCGGCAAGACGGCCUUCACCCUGUACCUCAAAUCCGAGCACGAGCGGGAUAAGUGGCGCAAGGCCCUCACGGAGGCAAUGGAAAGUCUGGAACCACCCGGCUGCCGCAGCACAGAUCACAAAAUGGAGAUAUACACGUUUGAUGCUCCGACUACAUGCCGUCACUGCUCCAAGUUCCUUAAGGGUCGCAUCCACCAGGGCUACCGCUGCAAGGUGUGCCAGAUCAGUGUCCACAAGGGCUGUAUAUCCUCGACGGGUCGGUGCAAGCAGAAUCCAGUCAGUAUGCCUCCGCCAGUCUGCGAUCGCCAGCUGUCCGAGUUUAAUUGGUUUGCCGGCAACAUGGACCGUGAAACGGCGGCCAAUAGGCUGGAGAAUCGCCGCAUAGGCACCUAUCUCCUGCGCGUCCGUCCCCAGGGACCGUCCACGGCCCAUGAGACCAUGUAUGCCCUGAGUUUAAAGACCGACGACCAUGUCAUCAAGCACAUGAAAAUCAACCAGGAGAACGCCGGCGAGUCCAUGUUGUACUGCCUGUCAUCGCGGAGGCACUUCAAGACCAUUGUCGAACUGGUUUCCUACUAUGAACGCAACGAUCUGGGCGAGAACUUCGCAGGGCUCAACCAGUCGCUGCAGUGGCCCUACAAGGAGGUGAUUGCCACUGCCCUGUAUGAUUACGAACCAAAGGCUGGAAGCAAUCAACUGCAAUUGAGGACCGACUGCCAGGUCCUGGUCAUUGGCAAGGAUGGCGACAGCAAAGGCUGGUGGCGCGGCAAGAUAGGCGAUACUGUUGGCUACUUCCCCAAGGAGUACGUGCAGGAACAGAAAACGGCCAGCGAAGAACUUUGAUAUUACAACUAUGAGGUCUACUUUGCACCCAAGGCCAUUACGCCGACAACGGCAGCCAUUGCUGAAUCACCUGGAUUUGGCCCAGGACCAGGAUCGUCUGGAGGUAGAGCUAGAGCUGGGGUUGGGGCUGUGGGUGAGACAGAAGUGGGUUCUCCGGCCGGAGCUACAUAAGCAAGUCCCAAAAAGCGAGCAGAAAUCAAGAGCCAGCUUCCCAGCCAGAAGCUAGAACGCAUUCUAGUUAAUAUACGCAUAUGUCUAAUUAUACAAAUUGUUUUACUUUUAAAUUAGUUAAGCACUAUUUUUUGUUUUUUUUGUUAGUGAGUGUCCUAUUUUAAAUUCAACAACAAUUCUGUGCCAAUCACUGGAGAACGAAAACAAAAGCCCACAUGACAAACCUAAACAAUCAACCACCAAUGUUCGUUUAGUUUUAAAAUUGUUUUUGAAUUGUAUAUUGCAAAUAUAUGUACAUCUAUAUAUAAAGUAAUAUAUGUAUUUAUAUAUGUGAGUGUGUGUAAAUGUUUAAGCCUGUUUUAUUUUAUAAUUUACACAAUAUAUGUAUUGUAUUGUAUUCUGUUCUUGGAAACGUCCCACAUCGAUUUGUUCGAGGUUGUGCAGAACGUAUAGGGGGAGUGCAUCUAACAUUUAAUAUAAAAAAUUUAAAUAUAAAGAGUAGAGAAUGUUGAGAAUGUGUGCCCUGUGCGGCAUUUCCAUACAAAAACGAAGCUUUAAAAAUUUAUAUUCAUAUACACAGAGAAGUGCAUCACGUACAUACCGCAAUAUAACAAACAUAGCCGGAUAUAUCUAUCGGAUAUACAUAUAUCGAAUAAUGUACUGCUAGACCUUAAUAUCUAGUUGAAACGCAAAUGUUAACAUGACGAAAGCAACGCAGCCACAAAUAUGUUCGAAAGGAGGAGCGGUUCUAGGAGGUUCUAGGAGUUAAUUAAAAAAAAAUAAUGAGGAAAAGCUUUACAAAUAAUACGAUAUACGUCAAUAUUUACACAAACGAUCGAAGAUUUGGCCAGCCAAUUUAUAGAUAUAUCUAUACAACACGUAUUAAAUGUAAUGUACCUACAACAUAUAUAAUUAUAUAAUAUAUAUAUAUAUAGGAACAUAGUCAACGAACGAAUACCGAUGAGAACCGGAUCGAUUUAAUAUCGAAACUUAGUUAGAGAAACCAAAACGUGAGCUCUUAUCAGGCCAAAAAAAUGCGUCAAAAAGUAGAAAAGUUUUAUGUCAUUGUUGAAGUUGGAAAAUUUCGAAAUUUUGAAAUCAAAAACAGCCCAGAAAAAAGGUGAAAGCGAAGGCAGAGCAAGAAGUAUGUAAUGAUAGGCUUAAAUUUAAUGUGAAACCAAACCAGAUUAUCCAUCUUAAUGUUGUGCCAUGGAAAUCGGAGAACUAUAUAGACAUAUAAUGGCUGAGUGUUUGCAGUUUAUUCAUUUUCUCUCACCGAAGCACAAAGAAGCAAUUCAGAUCACAAUAAAUAUUCGAAAAUAUCAUUAUUUUGCCACUCGCACAAAAUGCACCAACAAGCAUACAGCUUUCAAAGUUUUAAUUAAAUUUUAAGUGGCUAUUGCUGAGUGAAAUUUAAUUAAAAUUUAAUUUGAAAUAGUUAAAAAUUUAAACUAAAAAGCAUGGGGAAAGAAAAGGCUCGAGAGUCGGUUUCAGGCUAUCUGUUUCAGUGUUUUUUUUUUAAAUAUAUGGUUUCAUAUUAAAAGCGUUGUGAUCUUAACUGCACGAAAAUAAUAAAUUUUUAAAAAUUGUAUUCCUUAAGCUGCAUUUAUAAGCUAUUUUCUGUCCCCCUCUUUUUUGAAUGCUGUGCAUCUGUCCUUUUCUAAACGACGAAAUCAGAACUGACUUUUUCCGGCAGCUGAAUAGUACUAUUAUUAAGUAAAUGUCCCGGAUUAUGUAUUCAAUUGCCACUUAAAGCUUCCAGUUCUAUGCAAAUGUAUCGAAAUACUUGUUUGUGAAUCAAAAAUUAGAAAAAUGUGGAAGAAACGAUUGAGAAAUUGCUGAAAUCGCCAGAGAACGAGGCGCGCUAAUAAACGACUUUUGUGAAAGUUUUGUUGUUUAAUUGAAA